This is a messenger RNA of Varanus komodoensis (Komodo dragon), 460 nucleotides long. Its product is annotated as lysozyme C, milk isozyme-like. Lineage: Eukaryota; Metazoa; Chordata; Lepidosauria; Squamata; Varanidae. Bases 1 to 444 code for a protein of 147 amino acids. The transcript is spliced from 4 exons. The record is from RefSeq and is a predicted model, not a curated record. Gene Ontology annotation, molecular function: lysozyme activity.
AUGACUCUCAUACGACUGACCUUCCUUCUCGCUUGCCUUGUGGCUGCCGUCCAAGCCAAGAUCUUUGGUCGCUGUGAGCUGGCCCAUGUGCUGAAGAAUAAUGGGAUGGAUAAUUAUGCGGGUUACAGCCUGGCCAACUGGAUCUGUAUGACCUUUUUUGAGACUGGCUUUGACACAGAGGCUGUUGAUCACCAUAAGGAUGGCACCAAAGACUAUGGCAUCUUCCACAUCAACAAUGGUUGGUGGUGCAAAGACGAAGACACCAUGUCUGAAAACCUUUGCACCAUGUUGUGUUCAGAUUUACUCACUCCUAAUAUAGAAGAUGAUAUUACCUGUGCCAAGAGAAUUGUGAAAGAUCCCCAAGGAAUGGGGAGCUGGGACGAAUGGAAAAAGCACUGUGAAAACCAAGACCUGGAGGAAUGGGUGAAGGGGUGUAAGAUUUGAAAAGCUGACUGGAGAU